This is a messenger RNA of Cercopithifilaria johnstoni, 1356 nucleotides long. The record is from the annotation of a GenBank genome assembly. NCBI's taxonomy places the organism in Eukaryota, Metazoa, Nematoda, Chromadorea, Rhabditida, Onchocercidae.
AUGGAACGGAAUGAAUUGGAAAGCUAUCGGUUGCAGCUGAAAGAAAUUGACGCGGAGCUUGAAACAUGUACAGAUCUUGAAAAGAGAAAUACUUUGAUGGAUUCACAUGCUGACUUAGUGGAGCUUAUUGAGCUUUUGACUGAAAAUGAAACAAGCUCAGUGACUGAACAAGAUUUCAAUGAAGCUUGCGUUGACGCUGACGUACAAGAUUCCAAUCAAUUAAUUGGAAUGCACUGCCUUGCACCAUACAAUCGAACCGUUGAUCGAGCAGUGCAUUUCCACGAUGCUGUCAUUUUAGAUUUUGUUGAAAAUUCAAACGAGAAAGAGGAUAGCCUCAAGGUUAAAGUAUUAUAUGGUCAUCCUCUCGAAGCAGCAAUGAAACCUUGUGAAUAUUUUCUUAAUGAUCGCUGCAAUUAUGGGAAUGAAUGUCGUUUUUCGCAUGGUGAAGAAGUUCUGUUUUCAGCCCUUCAAGAAUAUCAACAACCUGAUAUUUCGAUGGUGAGAGAAAACUCUAUUAUACUCGUGUUGGGUGAAAAUAAGUUAUGGAGCAGUGCUCGGGUUACUGCUAUGGAUGGUGAGAAAUUAGCCGUUCGGCUAUUGCUUACCGGAAAAGAAAUUGCUGUGGAUCGAAAUAAAAUUUAUCCAAUCGCACAACUAGCUAAUGACGCUGAAGAUGUUCGAGAUGAAGUUGCUACCGAAGAUUUAGCAGCGACUUCAUGGAAAGACUAUAAACAAGAAAGACGCGGAAAUGUUACCGUUGGCGAUAUCGGUGAUUGGGAAAAGCACACACGUGGUAUCGGAAUGAAGUUGUUACUGAAAAUGGGUUAUCGAGCUGGUGAGGGGCUUGGUAGAAGAUCUGAUGGCAUUGUACAUGCCAUACAACCAGUAAUUUUCCCAAAAAAUAAAUCAUUGGAUAUGUGUAUGGAAGCGAAGAACAGAAGAGUGGUAGAUGGAAUGAAAUCUCGCCAGCGACAGACGAAGCAAAUAAUCUCGAAGCAGUUGAAAGCUGCUAAUCAUCCAGUUGAUGUUUUCGAAUUACUGAAUAGUGAAUUAAACAAAGCUUCAGAUGUGGAAAGGCAAAGAAAUGAAGUGAAGGAAAUAGAAAAAUUACAGAAUUUUUCCUCGACAACUCUCGGUAUUCAAGCAUUAGAUUUGGACAAGAAGUUGAAGGAGCUGAAAGGAAGGGAACGUAAUCUACGUGAAGGUAUUACACGGAAUCAGCGUGAUGCUGCUACAGUUAAUAAGUUGAAGAAAAAUUUAUUAAAGUGUCGCGACGAAAUACAACAGCUAUUGAGUCAGCAACAGCGACUCAACGGCUUGAUGGAUACUCGAAGAAAGAAGAAAGAUGUCUUUUGA